This is a messenger RNA of Neltuma alba, 1261 nucleotides long. RefSeq names its product protein DEHYDRATION-INDUCED 19 homolog 3. NCBI's taxonomy places the organism in Eukaryota, Viridiplantae, Streptophyta, Magnoliopsida, Fabales, Fabaceae. The transcript is spliced from 5 exons. The coding region runs from base 175 to 840 and encodes 221 amino acids. The record is from RefSeq and is a predicted model, not a curated record.
UUGGCACUUUCCUCGUCCACUUCUCGCCCUUUUUUCACUAUAUAAACACCACCUCCCUGGCUCUGAAAAGGAAUCCAUCCAUCCACAGCGCACACCUCCAAACUCCUCCAAACUUUCUCGUGAUUCGUGAAUUCGUCUACUGCUUUCCCAACAACAUAUACUGAGUGCAAUUCCAUGGAAGACCGAACCUGGAGUCCUGUCCCAUCUACUGCUUCGAGAGGCUACCCGUCGAAGAUAAAGUCCCAUUUCGAACUUUUUAUCGAUUUUGAGGAAGUAGAUGGGGACGACGAGCUCAAGACCGCAUAUUCAUGCCCAUUUUGUGGAGAGGAUUUUGAUCUUCUGGAACUGUGUUGUCAUCUUGAGGAGGAUCAUCCUGUAGAAGCAAAGACUGAGAUUUGUCCUCUCUGCCUUACUUGGGUGGGGACGAAUUUGGUUGAGCACAUAUCAGCACAUCGAAGCAUACUUGAGAGUCAAAUCAAACCUGGAUACCCUAAAUUUGAGCCUUAUGGAGCCCUGUCCCUUUCUAGAAAAGAUCUACUGGAUGGAGAUGGAUGCUGGCCAUCCUUUUCUACUGGUUCAUCUUCUGAGAUUUCUACAUCCAAGACAGCAUGUGAUCAAUUGCUAUCAUUCCUUCACUGUCCAGCUGCUCCAGAUGAACGUGAAAAUCUGCAGCCUGCUUCUUCAAGCGAAGUAAGCAUAGAAAAAGUAGACUCAAAGGAGUCAGUAUUAGCAAGAAAUGGUCAACAAUCCUUUUCUGACGAAGACGAGAUAUGGAAAGCACAGCGAGGUGCGUUUGUACAAGAACUUCUUAUUUCCACUAUCCUAGACCCCGACUUCUGAUUGAGAAGAGCAUGGACAUUGAUCUUUCUUUUUUUUCGACUUUGACGAAAAGAGGGGGUUAAAGGAAAAGGAAUUAGCUGCAGCAGCCAGUCUCUAUCUUGAAAAAGAUUGUUGAUCAUAUUUUCCCCCCUGAGAAAUUAGUGCAAACUUAGUCUAGCAUGGUACGGUUGAUCAUGUAAAGGAUGGACCUUAGUGACAUAGCUUGAUUUGCGUAAUUGAAAGGUCUUGAUUGGAUUAGUUUACUAAUUUUUAGCAGCAAUUCUAUACAAGAAUUUCUGUAUUUUGUUGUACAAGCUAAGUUAUUUAGGGAGCCAAGCUGUAUAGGAAAAUAGGAAUUAAAUGUACUGUCUAUAUGGUAUAUAGGAAAUUAGGAAUUAAAUGUACCGUCAUUGUAGGCAAUGUAAUUUUGUAGUUCAUAACA